AUGCGCGAAGGGGACCGAUGGGUAGCUAGUGGUCGACCACGUCGACCGGUGGUCGCGGGGCGGCCGGACUUGGCCGGCGUCGACGGCGGAGUCGACAUCCGCGGCGGCACGGGCGGCUACCGGAACAGGCACGGUGGGGCGAUGCGAGGCGGGCAGCGGGCGGGUACGGCGCGGGGAAGGGAGAAGGGACUGGAGGCCGGAGGUGGCCUCACCGGCGUUGGAGAGAAGCGGGGCGGCGAGGCUCGGGGGCGACCGUUGUGGAGGGGGAUGGGGACGGGCGUCGUCGCCGUGUCGGGGAGGCGGACGCAGUCCGGAAGGGAGGAGGACGGGGACGCGGCGAUGGCGGGGCAGCGUCAGGCGGCUUCGGGUCCUCGUGCGGCGGCGAUGUCGGGUCGCGCGGUGGUCGAGGCGGCGAAGAACCUGCGGGGCGGAGGCGGCAGCCCUCGGGCGCGGGCGUGCUCGCCGGGGCCGCGGGGAGCAGCGGGGAGGAGGCCGUGGCGUGGGGUGGCCUUCUGCGCCGGCGAGGUGGGGCGACGGGAUCGGGGUCCGCGGCGACGAUGUAUGGAGCCAGAUGCGGGGCGGCGAUGGGGCGGUCCGGCGGAGGAGCUUCAGCCGACCUGCGGUGGGUGGCGAUGGUCGUCGAUGGCGGCAGGGGCUAGCGGCGGGCGUCGGUGGUUCGUCCCCAUCCCGAUCCAGAUCGGGAUCGAGAGGGGGAGACGAGGGAGUGAGAGGGGAGGCGAGUGGGGGGAAGUGGGGGGUUACGGCUAG
Molecule: messenger RNA, 768 nt
Organism: Aegilops tauschii subsp. strangulata
Lineage: Eukaryota; Viridiplantae; Streptophyta; Magnoliopsida; Poales; Poaceae
Source: RefSeq, a predicted model, not a curated record